This is a messenger RNA of Saccharomyces kudriavzevii IFO 1802, 1011 nucleotides long. RefSeq lists its product as uncharacterized. Bases 1 to 1011 code for a protein of 336 amino acids. Lineage: Eukaryota; Fungi; Ascomycota; Saccharomycetes; Saccharomycetales; Saccharomycetaceae. The record is from RefSeq and is a predicted model, not a curated record. The transcript has a single exon.
AUGGUUAUGGACGAGCUCAGAAGGGCGCUGGCGCUGCUAAGUAGUCAAGGAUUCGAGUUUACGGUAUUCGUGAAACAGAAAGACCCUUUACGAUGCGAAUCGGUUGAAAAGGACUUCUCUCCAGAAAGUUUCACAUCACCUUCAAUUGAAAGGGACCCCAGACUAGCAUUCAACCCGCUAGUAAACAGGAGAAAAAUAACUGUAUAUGAAGCGAAUAUCCAGCCGACAAUGGUACUGCAGCUAGAUCAGCCCAUAUCAAUUCGGAAUUAUUUGUGCACAGCGUUCAAGCUAUUGAGGCAGGUGCCGUGCAAGGCAAUCGCCAAGCUGUGGAUAAAAAUAAUUGAGCCAAGGAAGAAGACAAGGUUCCCAUACAUUAAAGGGGAUGCCAAAAAACCGGUGUGGUGGCCCAAAGAUGUAGAGCAUAAGGAGCCAGAUCACCUUCACAAAGCGGACCGAUUGAACCUGAUGUGCACCAUAAUAGCGGACGUCCUGCCGCAAAUGCCCAACGGCCGCGAGAUUCUGAAUGAGCUCCUAAGAGUGACAGUAGCGAUGAUCAUUUUCAAAAAGGAAAAUGUGAAGAGAGUGAUCAUAAAGAAUGUUUUUGAGGUGGCAAAAUGCUUGUGCGAUAAAGAUUUUAAGCAUGAAACCUUAACGCUUGCGGAUUUAAAUGAUUUGGCCCAAAAACAGAAAAAAAGGUGUUAUCGUCAUCCACUGAAUGUCAACGAAUUGGUCAGCACAGAAGAAGAUUUGCCACAACAGCCAAGUGAAAGCAAUUUUUUGAGGUCUCUUCAAAUAGAAAAAAAUGACACAGCAUAUCUAUCCAGGGAACACUCAAGAUGCCCUGUAUCUGAAAGUUACCAGAAUAAAACAUACCGACCAAAAAGCGUGCCCGAUUUUGAUCCUCUCUUCCUUAUCAAAUUGGAUGAUUUGAAUGACAGCGAUUCACUGUAUAGCAGUGAUGAUCCUGGAAUUUCUUUUUUGAAAAACUCAGAAUAUGUAGAAAGAUUUUGA